AUGGACGCAGCGUCCGGGUUCAGAAUGAGGGGGGAGGGCGGGGCCAAGGUGCUGAACGCCAGCCUCCUGGAGGGGGAGGUGCUGUCCCUGGAGGACACUGGGGGCCCGGGGCCCUCCCUCCUGGCCAACGAGUCGGUGCUGAUGCGGGGCCUGGUGGUGCGCAGCCACAGCAACCAGAUCUCCAUCAGUUUCCGUAGCGACCGCGGCCAGGCACGCUCCGGCUUCGUCAUCCUGCGCUACCAAGCCUUCGUGCUGAGCUGUGCGUUCCCCCGGCGGCCUGCGGGGGGCGAUGUCUCAGUGUCCCGUCUGCAGGCCGGCGGAGAGGCCUUCUUCGUCUGCUCCAGCGGCUACCGGCUGCAGGGGCCGGAGGUCCUGACCUGCCGCAACGCCACCACGCCCUACUGGAGCGGCAAGGAGCCCACCUGCGUCGUGUCUUGCGGGGGGAUGAUGAAGAACGCGACCCACGGCCGCAUCGUGUCUCCUGGUUUCCCGGGCAACUACAGCAACAACCUGACGUGUCACUGGGUGCUGGAGGCCCCCGCGCACCAGCGGCUCCACGUGCACUUUGAGAAGGUGGCCCUGGCCGAGGACGACGACCGGCUGCUGAUAAAGAACGGGAACAACAUCGACUCCCCGCCGGUGUACGACUCCUACGAGGUGGAGUACCUCCCCAACGAGGGCGUCCUGAGCACGGGGCGACACCUCUUUGUGGAGUUCACCACCGACGGCACGCUCACCUCCACCGGGGCGGCCAUCAGAUACGAAGCGUUCGCUAAGGGCACGUGCUACGAGCCCUUCGUGAAGUACGGUAACUUCAGCAGCAGCGACUCUGGCUACGGCGUGGGGGCGGUGGUGGAGUUCUCCUGUAACCCGGGCUACACCCUGGAGCAGGGCUCCGUGGUCAUCGAGUGCGUGGACGCCCAGAACCCCCAGUGGAACGACACCGAGCCCGCCUGCCGAGCCGUGUGCAGCGGGGAGAUGACCGACUCGGCCGGGGUGGUGCUGUCCCCCAACUGGCCCGAGGUCUACGACAAGGGGCAGGACUGCAUUUGGGGGGUCCACGUCGAAGAGGACAAGAGGAUCAUGCUUGACGUCCAAGUACUGAACCUGGGGAAGAACGACCUCUUGACCUUCUACGACGGGGACGACCUGACGGCGAACAUCCUGGGUCAGUACGGCGGCUCGCGGCCGCACUUCAAGCUGUUCACGUCCAUGUCCGACGUCACCGUGCAGUUCCAGUCCGACCCGGCCACCAACAUCUACGGCUACAACAACGGCUUCGUGGUGCACUUCUUUGAGGUGGCCCGUAACGACACCUGCUCGGAGCUGCCGGAGAUCAGCAACGGCUGGAAGAGCACGUCCCACCCGGACCUGAUCCACGGCACGGUGGUCACCUACCAGUGCUACCCCGGGUUCGAGCUGGGGGGGGCCGAGAUCCUCAUGUGCCAGUGGGACCUCAGCUGGAGCGCGGACGUCCCCCGCUGCGAUCAGGUGCUGACGUGUCCGGACCCUGGGGCGGUGGAGCACGGCCGCCGCACGCUGUCGGCCCAGCGGCUCUCGGUGGGCUCCACCGUGCAGUACGCCUGUCAGAAGGGCUACCAGCUGGCCGGCGCCGCCGUGCUCACCUGCUGCCGCCGGGACGCCGCCAAGCCCAAGUGGAGCGACCGGCUGCCCAAGUGUGUCCCGGAGCGCUACGAGCCGUGCAGGAACCCCGGCGCCCCGUCCACUAGCGUGCAGAGCUCCGAGAAGGCCUUCUACCAAGCGGGGGAGUCGCUCACCUUCUCCUGCCACCCCGGCUACGAGCUGCAGGGGGAGCCCGCCAUCGCCUGCGUCCCGGGACACCCGUCCCAGUGGAACAGCACACCGCCCGCCUGCAAAGCUUCAACCAGCAAGUUUGUGAACGAGCGAAGGCUGGACGUGGCCAGCCCGGAGCUGGACAUGGAGGGCUCCAACGUGGCGCUGGUGGUGUUGGUCCCGGCCGUGGUAGUGCUGCUGGCCGUCCUGGCCGUCUACGUCUACUUCACCAAACUACAGGGGAAGUCGGUCCGAAUGCCGUCGUCGCUGCCGCCCUACGACAACAUGACCGAGGAGUCUGCGUUCGACAACCCCGUGUACGAGAGAGGCGUAAGUACGGCGGGGCUGAACCUGCAGGACGUGGGCUCACACGACACCAGCGUGCUGUCCUGAAGCCCGGCGUCAUCUCAUGUCUCACCAGCAGAGGGCGCCACUUAGCGGUCCAUCAGCUGUUUACUUCACCAAUGACAACAUGAAUUUGUGGAUCUGCAUGUGUCGGUCCCAAUUCAUAUUGUGAACAUUUUAUUUUUGUUAUUUAUUUGUAUUUAUUCAUUCAUACCGUCAUUUAUGUUGACAUCUUCACUAACAUUUCAUUAUUUAUUUAUUUAUUUAUUUUCAUUUUUAUCUAUUUUCAUUUGUAUUAUUGUUCAUGUCACGUCCAUGCUGUGUUGCACUCCACCAUUCAUGUGUUCAUGUAUUCCUGUUGUUAGUUUAUUUGUAUCAUCCAUCUUGUUUGUGUUGUCAUCAUCAUCUACCACGAUCAAAGAUGUCUUCAUGACCGCAUGAAUGCAGAUGUACUACACUGGUAUUUAUUCAUCUUUAAAGUUCAACCUUUUCUAAUGAAACAAACAGUGAAGCUUAAUGCUUUUGUAUAAUAUAUUUGAUAUCUUAAUUUUGUAAAGUGAAAUAU
Molecule: messenger RNA, 2704 nt
Organism: Gadus chalcogrammus (walleye pollock)
Lineage: Eukaryota; Metazoa; Chordata; Actinopteri; Gadiformes; Gadidae
Product: seizure protein 6-like
Exons: 14
Coding region: 1-2187 (728 amino acids)
Biological process (GO): regulation of dendrite development; synapse maturation
Cellular component (GO): dendritic spine; neuronal cell body; dendritic shaft
Source: RefSeq, a predicted model, not a curated record